ACGGCUAGAGAUGUUUGUUAACGUUUCGUACAACAGGUGACAGGCUGCAUAAUUAUAUUAGCGUUGUGUAAUUAAUUACUAAUUGUAUUAAAGUUGUAUAGUUAAUUACCACUUUAAUUGAUGUCUUCUCCUGCACCCAUAUUUUGUUAUUUCUGUGAAUUUUAAGAGCUCUUGAUGCAAAUAAAGUGAUUUUCAUUAUCUCAAUUUUUUGACGUAUUUAUUGCUUACUGGAGAAAUGUCUAUUUUGUAUUGUUAGAAAAAUUCUAAAAAUGAAAUUAUAGGAAGACUGCUGAGUUGUUUUAGUCAUUGUGAUGUAUACUCUCUUAUAUGGACUUUGGAAGUAUUUAUUUCAAAAAGAUGAAUACUUUGUUCUUAUACUUGGAUUAGAUAAUGCUGGAAAAACUACAUUUCUUGAGCAAACAAAAACAAAAUUCUCCAAAAAUUAUAAGGGUUUGAAUCCAACAAAAAUAACUACAACUGUUGGUUUAAACAUUGGCCGCAUUGAUAUGCACGGCGUACGCCUUAAUUUUUGGGAUCUUGGAGGUCAAGAAGAUCUUCAAGUAUUAUGGGAUAAAUAUUAUGCAGAGUGUCAUGCAGUUGUGUAUAUUGUAGAUUCUUCCGAUAUAGAUCGGUUACAAGAAUCCAAGGAGGCUUUUGAUAAAAUGAUUACAAAUCAUGCCCUUAUUGGAGUUCCACUUUUGUUAGUUGCUAACAAGCAAGAUAUUCCUAAAUGUUUGACAGUUAAUAGGAUAAAAGAAGUUUUUCGGGAAAGUAAGCAUCUCAUUGGAAGAAGAGACUGCCAUGUUUUAGCCACUUCAGCAUUACAUGGGGAUGGAGUUCAUGAAGGUAUAGAAUGGGUUGUGCAAUGUGUCAGAAGAAACACUUUAAGACCUCCAAGACGUAAUGAUGAUUCUUAGCACUGGUUGUAGUCAUAGGAAUAUUUACUGUAAAUAAUCUUUAUAUAUCGAUUUUAUCAUAUAUAUUCCUUUUACUAAUUUAUAUUUUCAUCUGUAAAAUAAAUAACAUUUAAACAUCCAUGUUAAUGUUUUGAGAUGCUUGUAAAUCAAGUGGAUUGAAAUCUUGAGACAACUGAAUUUCCAAUUUGCUUGAAAUAAAAAUUAAUUUUUUCAGUA
Messenger RNA from Stegodyphus dumicola, 1133 nucleotides. RefSeq names its product ADP-ribosylation factor related protein 1 (gene Arfrp1). Lineage: Eukaryota; Metazoa; Arthropoda; Arachnida; Araneae; Eresidae. Gene Ontology annotation, molecular function: GTPase activity; GTP binding. Gene Ontology annotation, biological process: Golgi to plasma membrane protein transport; intracellular protein transport; protein localization to Golgi apparatus. The record is from RefSeq and is a predicted model, not a curated record. Gene Ontology annotation, cellular component: Golgi apparatus.